AAUUGAUUUUCCGUGUUGAUUUUCCUCUCCUUCAGGUAUACGCAUUCAUGGAUGGUUAAAUUGAGCAAAAGUAAGAACGCGCUUGUACGAUUGUAGCCUUGUAGUCACAACCAAACAUGUCAUUUGAGACUCCAGAGAAAUUAAUCUUUCAAACUGAAUGGCACGAUCGAGUCGCAUCAACAUUAAAACAGUUUUAUUUGCAUUUUUUUCCGUCAGACAGCAGUGUUGAACUUAUCGACUUUAAUACAAAAAAAACAUUUUUGAGACGGUCAAAAUGUGAUGGAGUGGUGAUUAAAAACUUACACAUAGGAGCUACUUUUACCAUCUUUUCUCGAAGUUUGAAAAUUGUAGGUUUUGCAGACAACAACACAAAACAUAUAAUGUCGGUUAUGUUGCUCAAAACCAUUAUUUUACUUAGUACAGACGUAACUAAGUAUCUAGGAGAAAUUUUACAAAUAAUAUCGGAUCAUAACUUUAGUAUACAUAAUAUCAAAAUGGUCAAAGUCAGUCAUGGGGAAGCCAUGAAAAUAUUCCAGUUAGCUGACGAUCAGAUGAACUCGAAAUGGGUGACAUGUGGUCCAAUAGUAGCCUUGGAACUCAUGAGCAAAGGAGAUGAGUCCAAGCAGAAUGUAUUGUUAUCAGCAUUAGAAAAAUACAAUUUCAAUAAUAUUCAUGUGUUACAGAAUGAUAUAUCGCAUUAUGUACUGUCUUCUAAAAGAAUGAUAGUAUACAGCCUCAAAAAUUCAGCUGUAUGUAAAAAUUGCACUUGUUGUAUUAUUAAGCCUCAUGCUGUUCAAGCUGGACUGAUAGCACCAAUAAUUAAUGACAUACAGAAAGCUAAUUUCAAUAUAUCAGCAGUGCAAAAUUUUUAUGUUGAUUUUAAUGAUGCUCAAGAAUUUCUUGAAGUGUAUAAAAGCAUACUUCCUGAUUAUGCAGCAAUGGUUAGUGAACUGCAAUCUGGGCCUUGUAUAGCAAUGGAAAUAACUCAUAAUGAUAAAAAUGUUGAUGUUGUUCAAGAAUUCAGAAAACUGUGUGGACCAAUGGAUCCUGAAAUGGCACGACAGUUGCGUUCUAAAACGUUGAGAGCCAAGUAUGGUAAAUCUAAAGUGCAAAAUGCUGUACAUUGUUCCGAUCUUUCUCAAGAUGGACUGCUAGAGGUAGCGUAUUUUUUUAAGAUUCUGGAUGGAAAAUAACAUUCACAUCAAAAUCAGUCCAUGGUAUUUAAUUUUGAAUAGUAGAAAUUUAAUGCGUGAUAUCUCACCAUAACAAAAGAUAUAACACACUUUUGAAUAUUUGGUUGUGUAUGA
Messenger RNA from Copidosoma floridanum, 1307 nucleotides. RefSeq names its product nucleoside diphosphate kinase homolog 7 (gene nmdyn-D7). The record is from RefSeq and is a predicted model, not a curated record. Gene Ontology annotation, biological process: UTP biosynthetic process; GTP biosynthetic process; CTP biosynthetic process. Gene Ontology annotation, molecular function: nucleoside diphosphate kinase activity. Gene Ontology annotation, cellular component: centrosome; axonemal microtubule. NCBI's taxonomy places the organism in Eukaryota, Metazoa, Arthropoda, Insecta, Hymenoptera, Encyrtidae.